This is a messenger RNA of Gracilinanus agilis (Agile Gracile Mouse Opossum), 2472 nucleotides long. It is a transcript of the gene STT3A, whose product is annotated as STT3 oligosaccharyltransferase complex catalytic subunit A. Gene Ontology annotation, cellular component: membrane. The record is from RefSeq and is a predicted model, not a curated record. Gene Ontology annotation, biological process: post-translational protein modification. NCBI's taxonomy places the organism in Eukaryota, Metazoa, Chordata, Mammalia, Didelphimorphia, Didelphidae. Bases 109 to 2226 code for a protein of 705 amino acids. The transcript has 18 exons. Gene Ontology annotation, molecular function: dolichyl-diphosphooligosaccharide-protein glycotransferase activity.
GUUGGGUGCACCGGCCGCUAAACGGAUGGCAGAGAGAGAGAGGAGCUGAGCCUGGCAAUACCCAACCCAGCUGUUUGAGUGCCAUCCGUUGUUAUCUUUAAUGCCAAGAUGACCAAGCUGGGAUUUUUGCGGCUGUCCUAUGAGAAGCAGGACACUCUUUUGAAGCUUCUUAUCUUGUCGAUGGCUGCUGUAUUAUCUUUUUCCACACGCCUGUUUGCUGUUCUGAGAUUUGAAAGUGUCAUCCAUGAGUUUGACCCGUAUUUUAAUUAUCGAACUACCCGGUUCCUGACUGAAGAGGGAUUUUAUAAAUUCCAUAACUGGUUUGAUGACCGGGCCUGGUACCCUUUGGGGCGAAUUAUUGGAGGAACAAUUUAUCCAGGUUUAAUGAUCACUUCUGCUACAAUCUACCAUGUGCUACAUUUUUUCCACAUCACUAUUGACAUUCGGAAUGUCUGCGUUUUCCUGGCCCCUCUCUUCUCUUCCUUCACUACCAUCGUUACAUAUCAUCUUACCAAAGAGCUCAAGGAUGCAGGUGCUGGACUCCUUGCUGCUGCCAUGAUUGCUGUGGUUCCUGGGUAUAUAUCCCGGUCUGUGGCAGGUUCUUAUGACAAUGAAGGGAUUGCCAUCUUCUGUAUGCUGCUCACCUACUAUAUGUGGAUUAAGGCAGUAAAGACAGGCUCUACCUACUGGGCUGCCAAAUGUGCUCUUGCCUAUUUCUACAUGGUCUCCUCAUGGGGAGGUUAUGUGUUUCUGAUUAACUUGAUCCCUCUUCACGUACUGGUGCUGAUGCUGACAGGGCGAUUCUCCCACCGGAUCUAUGUGGCUUACUGUACUGUUUACUGCCUGGGGACCAUCCUUUCUAUGCAGAUCUCCUUUGUUGGCUUCCAGCCUGUCCUAUCAUCAGAGCACAUGGCAGCCUUUGGGGUCUUUGGUCUGUGCCAGAUCCACGCCUUUGUGGACUACCUGCGUAGCAAGCUGAAUCCUCAACAAUUUGAAGUCCUCUUCCGAAGUGUUAUCUCCUUGGUGGGUUUCGUCCUGCUCACUCUGGGAGCUGUCCUCAUGCUGACAGGAAAAAUUUCUCCCUGGACGGGUCGUUUCUACUCUCUGCUGGAUCCUUCUUAUGCUAAGAACAACAUCCCUAUCAUUGCCUCUGUGUCUGAGCAUCAACCUACCACUUGGUCCUCUUACUAUUUUGACCUUCAGCUCUUAGUCUUCAUGUUCCCAGUUGGUCUCUAUUACUGCUUUAGCAACUUGUCUGAUGCCCGGAUCUUUAUCAUCAUGUAUGGUGUGACCAGCAUGUACUUUUCAGCUGUCAUGGUACGUCUGAUGCUAGUUCUCGCCCCAGUGAUGUGCAUUCUUUCUGGAAUUGGGGUCUCCCAGGUCCUCUCUACCUACAUGAAAAACCUGGAUAUUAGUCGCCCAGAUAAGAAGAAUAAGAAGCAACAGGACUCUACCUAUCCUAUCAAGAAUGAGGUUGCAAGUGGGAUGAUCUUGGUCAUGGCUUUUUUCCUCAUCACCUAUACUUUCCAUUCAACAUGGGUCACCAGUGAAGCCUACUCUUCUCCCUCUAUUGUGCUUUCUGCCCGAGGUGGAGAUGGAAGCAGGAUCAUAUUUGAUGACUUCAGAGAAGCAUACUACUGGCUUAGGCACAACACUCCAGAGGAUGCAAAGAUCAUGUCAUGGUGGGAUUAUGGCUACCAGAUCACAGCUAUGGCAAAUAGGACAAUCCUAGUGGACAACAACACGUGGAACAAUACUCACAUUUCUCGAGUAGGCCAGGCUAUGGCAUCUACAGAAGAGAAGGCCUAUGAGAUCAUGAGAGAGCUUGAUGUCAGUUAUGUGCUGGUUAUAUUUGGUGGCCUCACUGGAUAUUCUUCUGAUGACAUUAACAAGUUUCUGUGGAUGGUCCGGAUUGGGGGAAGCACAGACACAGGCAAGCACAUCAAGGAGCAUGACUAUUAUACUCCGACUGGGGAGUUCCGUGUUGAUCGAGAAGGUUCCCCAGUGCUCCUCAACUGUCUCAUGUACAAGAUGUGUUACUACCGCUUCGGACAGGUCUACACAGAAGCCAAGCGUCCACCUGGUUAUGAUAGGGUCAGAAAUGCUGAGAUUGGUAACAAAGAUUUUGAGCUUGAUGUCCUAGAAGAAGCAUAUACCACAGAACAUUGGCUUGUCAGGAUAUACAAGGUAAAGGACCUGGACAACAGAGGCUUGUCAAGGACAUAAUCAUCAUCUUCACCUCCAGUAUGCAUCGCACUGAAUUUGUCUUCACCUAGGAUGCCGCAGACAUUGUUUUUUUAUAUGCAGUUUGUAAGAACAGGGCAGGAUGGGAUUGAAAUUGCCUGGAAAUUUUGCCCUGGACAAUAUAGACCGGGCCAGGUGGAAUGAUUUUUAUAAUUAUAAGCAGGUUACCAAAUGAAAUAUGUCAUGGCUUUACCAUGGUCAAUUAAAGGGGGAAGAAAAAUUUUUAAA